ACUCUGUUUUACUUAGAGGGCAGUGCGAGCAAUGACAUUGACUGGACUGGAUUAAAGGACAAGGUGUAUAUGUGUCAACAAAGGGACUGGAAUGGGUGGAGUGACCUACCACCCUAUGUACCAGAAAGACCCGCAACUAUAGCUCCUGUUUGGGUUCUAAUUAAAACAAUUGAAGUGAUAGACAGGGAAUUCAUAGGAUAGGAAGCAUGUUAUCCUUGAACUUUUUACCUGAGCAGAGAGGCAAGUGUUAUUGAAUGAAUUGACCAAAUGGUUAAAGCUAAUUGGCACCCCACAAAGCCAUUUGGGCUGCAAUGACAGUGGUAAAAAGAAGGUAGUCUGCAUCAAUUGAGUAACACCUCUACAAUCCUUUGAGCUGUAAUGCUGCCUAACGGAAUGGCUUCUGGAAAUCGAGUGGACACAUUAAUCAUUGUCAACAAAUACUGAUUCCCACUUUUUGUUUUAGUUGCAGACUUACAACAAGCGAAUGCAUUGUGAUCUUUCAAUAUGGAUGAACAAAGUCCAAGAAAAUCUCUUCUUCCCUUCUCCAUACGUCUCUCCCACUUCACAGUGCUGGUAUUGAUGGCUCUACUGCUCCUGGUGCUGAAUUUGUAUGGCGUAAUGUAUGAUAAAACUGCAAUAAUUGGAUCUAAGUCGAAAUGGAGGAGAUAUCCAGUUCCAAAGUUUAAUCACACCAUGAGGCAGAAAGCGGAGACAAGGAAUCUCCAUUGGACAGACAAGCUGGUUCAAAAUGGCUACCAGAAUCACAGCUUCACCCCUGAAGAAAGGUCAGAGGGAAUGUUCCUUAUGAAAAUGAUCUAUUGGCCUAAAUCACCCAACUCUGCUGUGCCCUUUCAGAAAAGCAGUGAACCAUUACACAGUCGCUUUGUAAUUUUAAAUUCUGCAAAGACCUUCUAUGUGGGGGAUCAGCUACAAGUGAUGCUGCAGAUGAAUGAUUUUGAAGGUUACCCAAAGCGAUAUGGGGGUGACUAUCUCCAAGCUCAGAUCCACACCCCAGCUUUAAAAGCUGGCUCAGUGGGAACUGUUUUUGACAACCAAGAUGGAUUUUAAUGUAUAAAUUUUACUUUAUUUUGGCCGGGGAAAGUUGAAGUUUCUGUUUUACUGGCUCAUCCCAGUGAAGGGAUCCAGACACUUAAAAGACUACUUGAGGAACGACUAACGAGAGCAUAUUUUCAAAGUAACUUCAAGAAUAGGAACAUUUUAGACACUACUCAAUGUAAUCUUUAUUUGCCUCAGACUGGGCCACUCUGUAACUUUACUGAUCCCAGGACUGGGGAGCCCUAGUUCUGUUACAAACCAAAGAAGCUUCCCUGCUCUGCUCGUAUUAGCUCGACUAUUCUAAUAGAGAAGCACAGAACCAGACUUCUCAACAUUGGAAAGUCAAUUGUAACCUUCGCUUUGGGAUACAGUCUUUAUAUCCUUUUAGGUGCAAUGAUUUGGAGCUCUUAUGAGAUUAAGAAAUUUCACAUGAAUGCUCACUCUCCAGUUCUUGGAAAACGUGUCCGGGGACAGCCCAUUGUUUCACCAUCUGGUUUUUAUUAUAAGGACCAGUGGAUGUCAUCGACCUGCGAUAUUUACCACUUUGACACUCCUGCAAAAAUGACAGACUGUCUUCGUGGAAAAAAAGUUUAUCUGUUUGGAGAUUCCACUAUGUGUCAGUGCGAACUGGAGGCUAGAAUGGAGCAGGGACGGCCAAUGGGAUCGGGGCUCGAGCGGAGCGGAGCGGGGACGGCCAAUGGGAUCGGGGCUCGAGCGGAGCGGAGUGGGGACGGCCAAUGGGAUCGGGGCUCGAGCGGAACAGGGACGGCCAAUGGGAUCGGGGCUCGAGCGGAGCGGGGACGGCCAAUGGGAUCGGGGCUCGAGGGCAGCGGGGACGGCCAAUGGGAUCGGGGCUCGAAUGGAGCGGGGACGGCCAAUGGGAUCGGGGCUCGAGCGGAGCGGGGACGGCCAAUGGGAUCGGGGCUCGAGGGCAGCGGGGACAACCAAUGGGAUCGGGGCUCGAGCGGAGCGGGACGGCCAAUGGGAUCGGGGCUUGAGCAGAGCGGGGACGGCCAAUGGAAUCGGGGCUUGAGCAGAGCGGGGACGGCCAAUGGGAUUGGGUCUCGAGCGGAUCAUUUCCCGUCUCUCGCCUUUGAACUUCCAGCGGCUGUUUUCAAAGGUUGGUUUGUAGACGUCACUUGUCCCAUUUACCAGCCUGUCCACAUGGUUUUAUUUGUUGCUGCCUUCAUUGCUCUUAUUGUCAAAAAGGUUGAGAGAAAUGAAAAUGAGGAAAACUACAAUGAAAACUUGCUUUCUACUAUCAGCAAGUACUCCUGUGUUUUUGCCUCAUUGCACCUCAUUUGUGGAGAUGCUGUUGCUGCUCCUGGCAUGCCCGUUUUGGUCUUCAAUGAAUCAGGAUUGAUCCUCCAGCCUGAUGUGCCGCACAACACCAUGGAGAGUAUCCUAAAUGUGAAGAUGGGAUUUCAUCCGAGUAUUCACAUUGACAGGGGCAUCGGCAGCGGGCAGAUUGGUGACAGUGAGGUCAAUUGUUUCAAACUCAAGCAGCCCAUAUUACCCAGUGGCACAGGAUACGUGAUUGUAGAGCCUUCACCUCGACGAAUGUUACUCAAAUUCAGGCCUUUUUGCAAAAAACUUAUUAUGGUUAACCCUUCAUCACUUAAUGCUGCUCCAGUUCUUGGAAAAUGUGUCCGGGGACAGCCCAUUGUGUCACCAUCUGGUUUUUAUUAUAAAGACCAGUGGAUGUCAUCGACCUGCAAUAUUUACCACUUUGACACUCCUGCAAAAAUGACAAACUGUCUUCGUCGAAAAAGAGUUUCUCUGUUUGGAGAUUCCACAAUGCGUCAGUGGUUUGAAUACUUGAUACAAACGGUUCCAGGUCUGAAAACAUCAGAUCUUGGUAAUCCUAUCAAGAUUGGUCCUCAUCUUGCAGUGAACGUGGAGAACAACAUUGUGGUAGAAUUUCUCCCUCAUGGUCUUCCCAUCCAAUUCCGCACCUUUCCAAGACACCUGCAUUAUGUUUCAAAUGUACUGGAUGAAAUUAGAGGAGGAGAAAACACAGUUAUAGCCAUUACCUUAACAGCCCAUUUCACCCCUUUUCCUGUUGAAGUCUAUAUUCGAAGAAUACAGAAUGUCAGGAGGUCAAUUCUCCAGUUACUCGACAGGAAUCCGGAUACACUGGUUGUAGUAAAGACGGCCAAUGUCCGGGAACAGCCACCACAGAUUUUUGCCUAUUACAGUGACUGAUACGCUUAUCAGAUUGAUUCAGUGAUGAGGACGAUGUUCACAGGCAUUAACGCAGUAUUUGUAGAUGCCUGGGAGAUGACCAUAGCACAUUACCUUCCUCAUUAUAUACAUCCCAGCAGAAUUAUUAUAAAGAAUCAAAUAGAUGUGUUUCUUUCAUAUGUGUGUCCUUCUGUAAAAUGAUUACAUUUCUACAAGAUCAGUUCUAACCAGAGUUUUAAUAUCAUCAUAUGAUUCAAAGUUUAAAUAACACCUUCAUACCUUUGGACUCUGUAUUGCCACUGAUACUGGAUAUCACUGUCUGACACUUGUCCAACAAACCUGGCCAGAAAUGAAUACCUGUGCACUUCACUCAAACUGAGCAAACAAACACACUCUCUUACAAACAUACUACCCUCUCACA
Molecule: messenger RNA, 3661 nt
Organism: Chiloscyllium plagiosum (whitespotted bambooshark)
Lineage: Eukaryota; Metazoa; Chordata; Chondrichthyes; Orectolobiformes; Hemiscylliidae
Source: RefSeq, a predicted model, not a curated record